This is a messenger RNA of Ogataea polymorpha, 2438 nucleotides long. Its product is annotated as malate synthase, glyoxysomal. NCBI's taxonomy places the organism in Eukaryota, Fungi, Ascomycota, Pichiomycetes, Pichiales, Pichiaceae. The coding region runs from base 1 to 1668 and encodes 555 amino acids. The record is from RefSeq and is a predicted model, not a curated record. Gene Ontology annotation, biological process: glyoxylate cycle. The transcript has a single exon. Gene Ontology annotation, molecular function: malate synthase activity. Gene Ontology annotation, cellular component: cytoplasm; peroxisomal matrix.
AUGGCUCAAAUCAACCCAACCACGCUGGAUAACGUGAAAAUUCUAGGCGAAGUCUCUGACAAGCCUCUGUUGUCAAAGGCCACUCCAAGAGAUAUUCUGACCAAGGAUGCUUUGAAGUUCAUUGUCCUGCUUCACAGAAGCUUCAACGAGACCCGGAAACAGCUCCUGGAGAACAGGCAAAAGGUCCAGGAAAGGCUGGAUGCCGGCGAGUCGCUGCACUUCCUUGAGGAAACAAAGUACAUUAGGGAAGAUCCCAACUGGAAGUGUCUGCCUACCCAUCCUAAAUUGCAGUGCCGUAAGAUUGAGAUUACUGGUCCGCCAGACGCCAAGAUGAUCGUCAAUGCCUUUAAUACCGAUGUGUUUACAUACAUGACGGACUUCGAGGACUCGUGUUCUCCUACCUGGAACAACAUGAUUUACGGCCAGGUCAAUCUGUACGAUGCAAUCAGAGACAGAAUUGAUUUCACCAACGAGGCCACCGGAAAACGGUACAAAAUUAACAGAGAGGGUAGAAGAGUGCCUGUGAUGAUUGUCAGACCAAGAGGCUGGCACAUGGUGGACAAGCACAUUUUGGUCGACGGAGAGCCUAUUUCUGCCUCGAUCAUGGACUUUGGUCUGUUUUUCUUCCACAACGCAAAGUUCUUGCUUUCCCAGGGCCUUGCUCCGUUUUUCUAUCUGCCAAAGAUGGAACACUACAAAGAGGCCCAGUUGUGGAAUGACAUUUUCUGUGUUGCUCAGGACUGUCUCGAGAUCCCUAGAGGAACCAUCAAGGCCACUGUUCUGAUCGAAACCCUGCCUAUUUCGUAUCAAUUGGAUGAAGUUCUGUACGCUCUCAGAGACCAUUCUGCCGGAUUGAACUGUGGAAGAUGGGAUUACAUGUUCUCCACCAUCAAGAGACUGAGAAACCAAAAACAACAUAUUCUGCCUGAUAGGCACCAAGUCACCAUGACCGUUCCCUUCAUGACCAACUACGUUAAGCAGCUCAUCAAAAUCUGCCACAAGAGAGGUGUUCACGCCAUGGGAGGUAUGGCUGCCACCAUUCCGAUCAAGGACGAUCCAGAAAAAAACGCUGCUGCCAUGGAGGCUGUGAGACAGGACAAGCUCAGAGAGGUUCUUGCAGGCCACGAUGGUACCUGGAUUGCUCAUCCUGGAUUGCUUCCUACUGCCUUGUCCGUUUUCCAGGAGCACAUGCCUACUCCUAACCAGAUCCACGUCCAAAAGAACGUUGAGAUUACAGAGGCAGAUCUUGUCGAUACUAACAUUCCUGACGGCAAGAUCACCAUGAAGGGUGUGAGCGCCAACAUUUAUAUCGGGCUCAACUACAUGGAGAGCUGGCUCAGGGGUCUUGGUUGCGUGCCUAUCAACAACUUGAUGGAAGAUGCUGCCACCGCAGAGGUCUCCAGAUUGCAGUUGUAUUCCUGGUGUAAACACGCAGUCAAGAUGGACGAUACGGGCAAGACCAUUACUCCAGAGUUCAUCAGCAAGCUGAUUGACGAAGAGGCCGAGAGAUGCGCUGCCAACAAGCCAAACAAUAAGUUCAAGAUCGCCGCAGACUGCCUGAAGAAGGAAAUCAAUGGUCACACCGAGGUGGCCGAGUUCCUGACCACCUUACUUUACGAUGAUAUCGUCACCAUUGGGCCAGAAGUUGAUAUCUCUUCUUUGAAAUGAACUAUAUGGGUAUUUAUUCGAUUGCAUUGGUUUAAACUCGUAUAUUAUUGUCCAUACAUACCGGUAUCCACGGCGUCCAGCAUUCCUUGUAGACAACGCUUGAGGUUUUUGACAUUAGCGGGCGAAAAUUUGCGAAGGUUUUGGGAAAUAAGCAGCUCCCGACUCAUGGGCUUCUCAUUGUACAGAAGCUCGUGCAAGUUCAGCGCAAACUGCUCGUAGUAAUCAAACGACUGUCUUAAGAAAUGGAAGUAAGGACCAAAAUUUUGGUAGCGAAUGCCAAACGAGUGAAGCAGCUGUUUCAUACAGUUUGCAAGUUCCACAAAGGUCAUCGAGUCGAUCUCGUCAAGCUUCAAUAGUGCAUAGUUUUUGAGAUCUUCUUUUGUUAGUUGAGAGUUCAGAUCUCCAUGCUUGGCAGCAUGUUUUUCAUUCUCCAAUUUGAGCGACUCAAUGAGAUACUCAUAAUCUUCCAGUCUUUUGUUUAGUUGCUGCUGUUCCUGCAGAAGCUGGUCUACAUUGAUUUGAGCGUCACGCAGUUCAGUCGAAAGGUCCUCCUUCUCCUUUUUUGCUUGCGUUUUGUAGGUUUCGAGCUGCUCAGAGACCUCAGAUCUGAGUUUCUCAGAAUUCAAGACCUUUUGCGUUUUUUCCUCUAAUUCUAAUUGCAGAUUCUCCUUCUCUCUCUCUAGGGCUUGGUUCUGCUCGCGUUGGAUGUUCAGCUCGCUCUUCACGUUCUCCAACUCUGCACUUACUGUGCGGAGCUCUGCGGCCUCGGU